Messenger RNA from Onychostoma macrolepis, 3149 nucleotides. RefSeq lists its product as uncharacterized. The record is from RefSeq and is a predicted model, not a curated record. Lineage: Eukaryota; Metazoa; Chordata; Actinopteri; Cypriniformes; Cyprinidae. The coding region runs from base 540 to 1151 and encodes 203 amino acids. The transcript has 5 exons.
CCUUUUGGAAUGUUUUCAUGAAGACUUGUAUUUGUUAUUUUACAGUAAAAACACUAAUAAGAUGUACUAAGUUAUUAUGCAGAUCUUAAACAAUGAUGACAUCCAAUACUGUCACGGUGCACACAGCAGGCAAGAACGAGCAACACGCAGACGAGGCUAAACUUCAAAAUAAUAGUCUUUAACCCUUUGACGCGUACAAUCACACCCAUAGACAUAAUAAAUACUUAGACGCCUCAUUGGUCGCUCGACCGCACGUCAACGGCGCCGCCAUAUUGGUGCGGGCAACUCUCCAGAACUCUCAUACCGGGACAGAAGAAAACACACCUGACUCAGCGGCAGCUUGGGCAUCACAGACCGUCGCACAUUAAUAAAAACAGAUCUCGGGGUAUUAUCUUUCACAGAUAUGGCAAGUACUUCAACAACCACAAGUCUCCACCAGACAGUAAUGGAUUACAUGCACAAUGUGACACCUUUAUGGCAUGGAAUAAAACCUCUAUAUUUUGAAGGAGUUUUACAACAACACCACAAAACUUCAAAUUAUGGUGGUCAAGAUGUCCCGUGCAACUAAACCACGUGGCCCUACAGCCAGCAAGGAGAGAAAGGGAAAAGGACAUAAUGUUUACACACCAGUCCAAAUGGUCUUGUUUAACUUCAUUAGAUUACCCCUACAACCCCACCAUAAUAGCAACAAGACAAUCACCCAAAUUCUUCAAAUGGACAUGGAAUACCAGAGUGUGAAUAUCAGAGCCAAAUGCAUUCAGUUGGAAAGUGAAGGCCAUAACAUUCUACAAGAUGGCACUUUUCUUGAAAAAACAACUUGCACCAUAGCAGAUACCACUGGGGUGGUAGAGCGUACAGUUUGGGGACUACAGCACAACAUCAAUAUUGAAUCUUGGUUCUACAUGACUAACCUCUCAUUGUGCAUCUUCCAAGGGUUCUGGGUCUCUCGUGUCCUCAGUGUUCAGCUCUGCUUCACUUCUAGACUGAUGGGAAUAUUACAGCAUUUAUUGGUGAGUUGUGGGCGGAGCUUAAUUGAAGGCGAGUUGUUGUGGGAGGAGCUUGAAGCUGUGGCAGGAAUAGCAGGGGCCUCUUUCAUAAAACAAGUUAUGAAACAGGCCCCAGAUCUGCUAAAAUCCAAAAUAAUCAGUUAAUGAAUUUAUGUUUUUAUUAUUUCACACAUUUUAAGCAUUCAGUGUUUUGGGUCCACAUUUUCAAAGAUGGAUAGAUAAAAGUGAAAGUUCACAUUCUAUGAGUUUUUUUUAUUUGCCAAUCUAAUAUAAACCUUAACCUUUUCAUUCGUUUAUCUAUCAUAAGAACAAACUAACAAAGAAAUAGGUGAAUACCCAUACAUAAAGAAAUCAAAUAUGAAAAUAUAUGAAUAAAAUAGAAUAAUAAACUGAUUCAGAAGUAAUUGUACAGAUGUGUAAGCAACAAAAAACAUUUAAACUUAGUUGAACUGCAGUUGGUUUCAGUCUGUUUAGACCAAUUGAAUGAGCUUUAAGUGGCAGUUCACAGGUGAUUUGAAGACAUCAGCAUCAUGAAUGAGGUGAAAACAGGAACUAUUAGCAUGAAAUCAGCUCUUCUGAAAAGCUUUACAUGAUCAUCAGCAGAGAUUUCACUGUAUUCACACUUUAAUUGUUUACAUACAGCAUUUGAAUAAAGACUUUAUUAUUACUAGCAAUAUGAGACAUUAAAAUGUGUCAAAACAAAUACAAACACGCUCAAAAAAAUAUGACCAUGGUUACAGUAUUUUUCUGCCUACUUUUUGUGUGGGAGACCGUAUCAUUAACCGCUAGAGGUAAUUAACCCUAAAAAGAGCAAGACCAUAAAGAAACAUUAGAAGAAUAAUUUACUGCUAUUUUCCAUCUUAUUGGGACUAGUAACAGUCAAAUAAUUUCAUUAUGUGUCAAAUAUGAUUUCUUUAUUAUUAUUAUUAUUAUUUUUUAAACUUGACUCUUAUUUUUCAGGAUACGUCGCCCCUUUGUGGGUGUAACUUCACAAAAAACAGAAUAUUGUUACAAUAUAUUAUUAACUAUUGUAAAUCAUUUUUCCCCCUAACGUACAACUUCACCAUUUACAACAGAGGGGAAGAUGCUCCAUUAUUAAAAACAGUGUGCAUUUACUCUUAAGUUGUAGCAUCAUUAGAUAUAAGAUAUAAACUGCAUCCCCAGUGAGUUAUUAUAUAAAAUAAAAAGGAACAUUUUCUCAUUUACUUGUCAUAGCACUAAAAUGUACUUACAAAAUAUCAAAAUGACUUUUGAUAUCAUUCUUAUUUAUAUUUUUAUAAGUGUAAUUUCUUUGCAUGUCAUUAAUGUAAUGUACUAAAUCAACUAUUCUAUGUAAAAUUGUUUUGACAAUUUAGAUGAAUAACUUAACCAAUGACAGCUAGAAAGGUAAAUUUAUUCUAUAUAAUAAAUGUAGUAUAUGCAGGCAUAUGAAUAUUUACAUAUUAGCUACACAUCCAAACUGACUGAUUUCACAAUAAAAUGUUAUGUAUUAGAGUGUUUGUAGGUGCAUGAUUGUCCAUUUUACUGUUUUGUUUCUGAUGCGUUGUUUGUACUUGAAUAGAAGACUGACAAUAAUACGCAAUGGCCAUACUUUAAAAAAUACACUUCGAUAUUCCAAUCCAUUUAUUGUCUCCUUUUUGUUUAAAAAUUCAAACAGCAACAAUAAAGACAUUUAUAAAAAAAUAAAAAAUUUAAAAAAAAUUAAUUUAAAAAAAGCGUCUUUUUAAUUAAACAUAUAACAUUCAAAGGGGAUACAGUCAAAGCAAUAAAAUACAUAAACAACCAGAAUACAAAACAGUAAAUACCUAAUAACUACUAAGUCCAUCACGAUGGCCAAAAAGUUUGUUUGACCUUCAUACCCAGUCACUAUGCUGAUUCAACAACAUACACUGAACAAAAUUAUAAACGCAAUACUUUUGCUUUUUCCCCCAUUUUUCAUGAGCAGACUUUUUCUAUGUACACAAAAGGCCUAUUUCUCUCAAAUAUUGUUCACAAAUCUGUCUAAAUCUGUGUUAGUGAGCACUUCUCCUUUGCCAAGAUACUCCAUCCACCUCACAGGUGUGGCAUAUCAAAAUGCUGAUUAGACAGCAUGAUUAUUGCACAGGUGUGCCUUAGGCUGGCCACAAUAAAAGGCCACUCUAA